GAGUGACUUGUGUCGUCCUUUGUCUCGCAGCGGUCAUUCAUUCUUUGCAGCCGAUAAAACCCAGCAUUUAUCUUGCGUCCAUUCCUUCAUACAACACACACCAUACCUGCAUUUGCAUCUGCGGACUCGUCAUUCCUUUUCUUUAUAUAAACCCCGUAUACCUGUCACUCCCUUGAUCCUUGACCGUUUUGUUGCCAAAGAUGCUUUCCAGGUCCCUUAUAGCCCUUGCGGGGCUCAUCUCCCUCAGCACGGCAGGCUACGUGCUCGAGGAUGACUACAGCGGAGACCAGUUCUUCUCGAUGUUCGACUUUUUCACAGACCGAGAUCCCACGAACGGCUACGUGACCUACGUCGAUCAGACGACCGCUCAGAGCAAUAACCUCAUCAGUACCACCAACGGCUCUAUAUAUAUGGGCGUUGACCACAGCAAUGUGGCCAGCGGGCUUGGCCGCAACAGCGUUCGCUUGACAAGCACAAAAAGCUACACCCACGGUCUCAUCAUCCUCGAUCUCAACCACAUGCCAGGCGGCGUCUGCGGGACGUGGCCCGCCUUUUGGACCGUGGGUGCCAACUGGCCCACCACAGGCGAGAUUGAUAUCAUUGAAGGCGUCAAUUCACAGAUUGGCAACUCGAUGGCCCUCCACACGGGACCGGGUUGCAGUAUAUCCAGCAGUGGUGAUUUCUCGGGCCAGAUAUCAUCGACGAAUUGUUUCGUUUCUGCACCUGGCCAAGCCAUGAACGCAGGAUGCCAGAUUCUCGCCACGAACGACCGCGCAAGUUACGGCACGCAAUUCAACCAGGGGCAAGGGGGUGUGUUCGCGACGGAAUGGACAAGCACGGCGAUCAACAUCUGGUUCUUCCCACGAGGCAGCGUGCCCUCGGACAUUGCGUCUGGUUCGCCCGACCCGAGCUCAGGAUCGUGGGGCACACCGAUGUCGUCGUUCGCCGGCGGAUGCACGAUCGACAACUUCUUUAGCAACCAUCAGAUCGUGUUCGACACCACCUUUUGCGGUGACUGGGCCGGCAGCGUCUGGAGCACCGACCCCGUCUGCUCGUCCAAGGCGAGCACGUGUGAAGAUUUUGUGCAGAAUAACCCGUCGGCGUUCCUGGAUGCGUACUGGUCCGUCAACUCCCUCAAGGUGUUCCAGAACCCCGACGGUUCGUCGAGCAACGGAACUGUGCCGGGCUCGCCGCCACAACCUCCUCUUCCUCCGGCCUCAAUUCCUGUGCCCAUCCCACCUUACUCUUCGGGCGUCUCGGACGGAUGGCCUGCUGCCGCUCCUACGGCCAGCAAUGUCCCGACUGCUGGAUUCAGUCGUGGCGGCAAUGGCCGUUUCACAAAGACUUGGGGUGGAGGUGCAGGAGGAGGAUGGGGUGGUGUCGGUGCGGCUGCUGUGGCCACGGCCACUGCGGGCGACGCUUCUCAGCCCGAAAUCACGUCCGCACCUUCGACGGGAGCAGGAGCGGGAGGCCAAGGGUCGUUUGCCGACGACUCCAACGGGAAUGUCGAGUACGUCACCGUCACGGCCAUGACCUAUGGAGAUUUCCCCGACCAGAACCAGAAGCGCGAUGCCGCCCCCGUUGAGGAGAAGAUGAAGAAUCAGGUCAGAGAUCACAUGCAGACGCAUAGACAGGUGCAUCGACAUUUAUUCAAGCAUGGCAUCCCUGCUGGUUGGGGUUCUGGGUCUGCUGAAGUUGUUGAAAAAUGAAUGAUUUGAAGAAUGAUUUGCAAAAGUCGGAAAAUGGAGAUAUGAGAAAUGAAGAAAUGAGCAGCACAACUUGAUCCAUCCUAUCUCUCACUGUCUCUGCUACCUCUUACAUCUACAAAAAUGACCCCGAAGCUCAAAAGUUCUCUCGACGGAGAGCCAGUUAAUUCGAGUCGAGUGUGGAAGUUCCCUAUCGCCAUCCCAGGUACGCAUCUUGGGAACCACACACGCACGCGCGCGCUGGACCGUGCCGAUCUCAUUUAUGGGGUCAACAGAUGAAGGGUUGUGCAUUGGUCAUUGGGUCUUGCAAGGGGUCAACAGGUCAAGGGGUUCAAGGGUGUCACGCGGUCAUCCAAUCACGCACCACCCACCUACAAUACUUCGCACCACUUGUACACGAACGCGCCCUCUCUUUCUGACGGUCUGUGCAUAUUCGGAUCAAAAGUGACAUGGCACGUCAACGCCACGACAUGACAGCUUUUUGGUCAGCUUCCUAUUGUGCGGUACUGUGCAGUAUGGAAACGGCACCAACGGCAAACAGCACCUCUUUUGGAAGUACAUCACCACCACUAUCGCUACUAUCGCGCCCAUCGCCCAAAGACAGAAGUUUCUUCAAACUUACAUUGUCCUUCGUACUCGUCCGUGCGAGGGAUGGUUCGUGGUCAUGGUCAUUGCUACGCCGCGCGUACUUGUAGUUGUACCUCUUAUCAAAGUACGACUCUAGAGACAAAGUGACGGCGAGCGGGGAAGGGAAAUUAAAGGGAAGAGUGAGAGGUUUGAACAGGUCGAUAGGAUAUGAGAGAUGGGCUAGAUUUUGUUUUUGAAUUGAUGGUUAUGGAUAGAUCAUCGUUUUAUGCAGGAACGAUGAAUAUGGAACAUGAAAUAUCAAGCAGGCAUAGCAUAGCAAAGGACCGAAUAGCGUAUCAUAUCAUAGCAGAG
Exophiala oligosperma is the source of this 2645-nucleotide messenger RNA. RefSeq lists its product as uncharacterized. The record is from RefSeq and is a predicted model, not a curated record. Bases 201 to 1709 code for a protein of 502 amino acids. Gene Ontology annotation, biological process: glucan catabolic process. Gene Ontology annotation, molecular function: hydrolase activity, hydrolyzing O-glycosyl compounds. The transcript has 2 exons. Lineage: Eukaryota; Fungi; Ascomycota; Eurotiomycetes; Chaetothyriales; Herpotrichiellaceae.